GAAUUGAGUUUGCCAUGCUGACAUUGAUUUAUAUCAAUGUAAAAUCUGCAAGAAAAAGAAAUGGACAUAAUCCCAAGUUUCAGAAAUGAUAAUCAAACCCAAGAAAUCUCCCCAAACUCGAUAGUAAAAUGUCAUCCAUUGUCAAUCUCAAUCCCAAAAUCAGAGUACUCUGUGGAGAGGGUCGCUUGAAAGAAGCAAUAGACAUCCUGCUUACUACCCACAACACUGCUGUAGAAUCUUCUACAUAUCUUCAUCUGUUGAACUCUUGCGUUUCUAAGAAAGCCCUUGCAGAGGGUAAGCAAAUCCAUUCUCACAUCAAUGGAAGAGGUAUUACAUUCUCCACAAACACAUUUUUACAAAAUGCAGUUAUCAACAUGUAUGACAAGUGCGGAAGUUUGGUGGAUGCUUGCCAAGUUUUUGAGAAGAUGACUGCACCAGACGUCUUCUCAUGGAAUGUGAUGAUUGCAGCUCACAGAAGGCAUGGCUUUCCUCAACAGGCGUUGAAACUGUUUCAUCAAAUGCAACCAACAGCUGUCCAACCUGAUCAGUUUACCUUCUCCGCCGUUAUUCCUGUAUGUGCCAGCAUGUUAUCUGUAAACCAUGGUCUGCAGAUCCAUGGAAAGAUCAUUCGAUAUGGACUUCAAUCAAACGUUAUUGUGAUGAAUACCCUGAUAGAUAUGUAUGCAAAAUGCGGAAGCAUAGAGAAAUCACGCGAAGUGUUUGAGAAAAUGAAUAAUGCAAACGUGAUCUCGUGGACUGCCAUGAUUACUGGAUAUGCUCAUAAUGGUAUUCUUGAUGAGGCUUUAAGGAUUUUUAAAGAGAUGCCUGGACAGGAUGUAGUGUCAUGGACUGCAAUUAUUGCUGGAUAUGCCCAAAAUGGGCUUGUUGGGAAAGCCUUGGAGCUGUAUAAGGAAAUGCAAUUGGAAGGUGUGAAACCGAACUCAGCAACCUUCACCAGCAUGCUUCCAGCGUGCGCCAAAAUGGGAGAUUUGAAACAUGGUAUGGAGAUUCAUCAGACUAUAAUUGAAAAUGGAUUCGUGUUGGAUGUUGUAGUAGUGACCGCACUUGUAGACAUGUAUGUAAAAUGUGGAAGCCUGCGGAAGGCACACAAUUUGUUUGAGAAAAUGCGUCUUCGAAAUGCAGUCUCGUGGAAUACCAUGAUUGCAGGUUAUGCAAAAAUGGGGUUUGCUGAAAUAGCUUGGCAGAUGCUUAACCAAAUGCAAUUGGUGGGUAUAAAGCCAGAUUCGUCAACCUUUGCCAGUGUCCUUCCAUCGUGUGCCAAAAUUGGAGCUCUGGAACAGGGUAUGGAAAUCCAUCAGAAAAUAACUGAAAUGGGUUUCUUUUCAGAUGUUACUGUUGUGAAUUCCCUGAUAGACAUGUACGCAAAGUGUGGAAAGAUACAAAAGGCAUACAAAUUGUUUAUUGGGAUGUCUCAGCGGAAUGUAGUCUCCUGGAAUACGAUGGUUUUCGGAUAUGUACAAAAUGGGCUCGUUGAAAAAGCGUUAGAGAUUUUUAAGCGAAUGCAAAUCUCAGGCAUGAAGCUGGAUUUGUCAACCUUUUCCAGUAUCCUCCCAGCUUGUGCCAGACUUGGAGCUCUAGAACAAGGUAUGAAAAUCCAUCAAAAAGUAUUUAAAAGUGGAUUGAUGCCAGAUGAUGUAGUUACGACCGCCUUGAUAGACAUGUACGCAAAAUGUGGAAGCAUGCAGAAGGCAUGCCAAUUGUUCAACAAAAUGCCUCAACAGGAUGUGAUUUCGUUGACAGCAAUCGCUGCUGGAUAUGUCCAAAAUGGACUUGUUGAAAAAGCAGUAGAUAUUUUUAAGCAAAUGCAAUUGGCUGGUGUAAAACCAGACUCAUCUAUGUUUGCAAGCAUCCUCCCAGCUUUUGCCAAACUCGGAGCUCUGGAACGGGGUAUGGAAAUCCAUCAAAAGAUUAUUGAAAGUAUGUUUUUAUCAGAUAUUGUAGUUGUGAAUGCUCUGAUAGACAUGUAUGCAAAAUGUGGCAGCAUACAGAAGGCACGUGAUUUGUUUGAUAACAUAGACCAUCCGGAUGUGGCCUCAUGGAAUGCAAUGAUUUCAGGAUACGCAAUGCAUGGCUAUAGUGAGGAUGCCUCCAAACUUUUUGAACUAAUGAGGCGCUCUGGAGUCGAGCUUGACCAUGUAAGCUUUGUUGGUAUAUUAUUUGCAUGCAGCCAUGCAGGCCUGGUAGAUGAGGGAUGUACAUACUUCAAUCAUAUGAGAUACACUUAUUGCAUUUUACCUAGUAUGGAUCACUAUGUAUGCAUGGUUGACCUUCUUGGUCGUGCUGACUAUCUUGAGGAAGCACUAAAUUUCACCAUUAAAAUGCCAAUAAAACCUGAUCCGGUUGUCUGGGUGUGUUUGCUCGGUGCUUGUAGAUCACAUAAGAAUUUAGGUCUAGGAGAAUUUGUGGCAAUACUUCUUUUGGAGUUGGAUCUGAAAAAUGCUGCACCUUAUGUUCUCCUAUCAAACAUUUAUGCAGAAGUGGGAAGGUGGGCUGAUGUUCAGAAGGUAAGAAAAUUAAUGAAAAAUACAGGAAAUAAGAAAACACCUGGAUGUAGUUGGAUCGAAGUCCAUAAAACAAUAAAUGUUUUUAGUGUAGGAGACAAAUCACACCCACAAAUACAAGAGAUCUAUGCAAAGUUGGAAAAAUUGUCUUGGGAGAUGAAAGCAGCAGGGUAUGUCAUGGAUACAAGACCUGUAUUAAAUGAUGUUGAGGAUGAGGAAAAGGAAUUAAUUCUCUGUCACCAUAGCGAGAAGUUGGCAAUUGCCUUUGGAUUGUUAAACACAUCCCCUGGAACAACUAUUAAAAUUGUUAAGAACCUUAGAGUAUGUGGUGACUGCCACACUGCAACCAAGAUUAUCUCCAAGAUUGUUGAAAGAGAAAUAGUUGUAAGAGAUGCAAACCGUUUCCAUCAUUUCAAACAUGGAAAAUGUUCCUGUGGAGACUAUUGGUGAUUCUAAGUGAAGCAAGCUAUAAACACAGGUGUGCAAGGUGGUAGGCUUGCAGUGAUUUUCAGUUUCUGAAAAUAUGUUAUUUCCAAGCAUUUGAACAACUAGACCAUGCUCCAUGCAUUUGAAUUGAUGAACUGAUAUUUUAUAACAUCCAUCACUGCCUGGAUAUAUAGUGAUGUAAGAUUUGUUAGAAGCCUUGUUUCAUGAAACAAUUCUCAUGAUAUUGGAUUGUGCCUGCACAGUUCUGAAAUGUAAAAGUAGAGGAAGAAGAAAUAGAAAGCAAAAGGAGAGGAAUGCUUGGAGGAAAUUGGAAGUUCUUGAGCCAGUACGAAAUGUUAGAAAAGGGCUUACAAUAAAAGCAAUGCUUGGAUUCAAUGAGAAGGGUAUUUCUCAGUCGUUUUUUACAUCUUCCCGCCUUUAGUUUUUUUCCAAGGUCAUUUUGCCUAGAUUUAUUCUAUUGUGUCGUUUUUAUAUUAGGUUUGCCGUUUGGGCUUAUAUUAUAUAUGAAAAUUUAUAGUUUUCAGGUGGACUGUGUGUUGUUAACGGUUAUGGAAUACGCAUUUUAAGUGCAAUGCUCUUUAAUCCUAAUAGGUACUGAAUUUCAUGUCUCGUUUAAGCGAUAGUUUUCCCCCUUUUGUAGUUGUAGGUUGCAUGGAGCCUUAGUUGAAUCAAGCAUGCUCCUAUCGGUAUUAGAAGUGCCAAAUGUAUUCUUAAUAUUGCUUCUUUAGGGUUUUGGCGCAGUGUCCUAUACAGCACAAGAGACAAAUAUUUGA
Molecule: messenger RNA, 3742 nt
Organism: Cryptomeria japonica (Japanese cedar)
Lineage: Eukaryota; Viridiplantae; Streptophyta; Pinopsida; Cupressales; Cupressaceae
Product: pentatricopeptide repeat-containing protein At3g26782, mitochondrial-like
Exons: 1
Coding region: 129-2972 (947 amino acids)
Biological process (GO): RNA modification
Molecular function (GO): protein binding; RNA binding; zinc ion binding
Source: RefSeq, a predicted model, not a curated record